GACAGUAAACUGUCAAAGUCGUAAUUUUCAAUUUUGAGGUUAGAGUAUUAUUGGCGUAAAAAUAAUGAAAUAAAUUGAUUUAUUCUACUCAAGUUCAAGAUAUUUUUGGGACUAAAUAGCAGAAUCAUAAUGGCGUUAAAUCCGUUAAGGCUUGUGUGCCUGCAAAAGGCUGUUCAAAAUGUAUUCACUACUAUGGCUAAACGACCAAUGGCUUAUAAAAGUUCUAUCUCAUUGGAAACUCUUUAUCCAAAUAGCUCCCUAAAACUAACUUCACCUUCUUUUAGUGUAGAUGCAAAAGACAAGUUUUCUGGCUUCAUUCCCAUCGAAAAGCUGGUAAUCACUUACAGUGCCAGCUCAGGACCUGGAGGACAAAAUGUUAAUAAGGUCCACACGAAGGUUGACCUUAGAUUCAAGCUCAGUGACGCAGACUGGAUCCAUCCUGAAAUUCGUCAAAGAAUGCAGGAGAUGUACUCAAACAAGCUGACAAAGGACGGCUACCUGAUCGUCCGGUCAGACAUCACUCGCUCCCAGCAGCUGAACCUGGCCGACUGCAUGCAGAAAGUACGGAAGUUGAUCCGUGACGCUGAGCUCCCCGAGAAGGUGGCCAGCCCGGAAACUGAGGAGAGGAUCAGACAGAGACACCUGAAAGCAGCGCGAAUGCGUGUAGCUGUGAAACGUGAAGCAGCUAUCAAGCGCACUAUGAGACAGCCACCCUCCGCUUUUGACUUAUGAUUCUUUUAUUAAAUUGGGCAUACAACCGAUGGCUGGUACUCCUAUGAUUUGCACUACUUGCUCACUUAACUGAGAAUAGAAUCGUUUGAGUCUCAGCCUAAUACUUUUACUGUUUUGAUAGUUAGUUUAGCCAUUAGUUAAGUAAAUAAAUAAUUAUGUUGUGUUUUAA
Messenger RNA from Ostrinia furnacalis (Asian corn borer), 901 nucleotides. RefSeq names its product peptidyl-tRNA hydrolase ICT1, mitochondrial. NCBI's taxonomy places the organism in Eukaryota, Metazoa, Arthropoda, Insecta, Lepidoptera, Crambidae. The record is from RefSeq and is a predicted model, not a curated record. The coding region runs from base 130 to 732 and encodes 200 amino acids. Gene Ontology annotation, cellular component: mitochondrial large ribosomal subunit. Gene Ontology annotation, biological process: mitochondrial translational termination. Gene Ontology annotation, molecular function: translation release factor activity, codon nonspecific; peptidyl-tRNA hydrolase activity. The transcript has 5 exons.